AUGACCGAAUCGUUAUUUGAGUCCUUUGAGUCGCCCGCGACUUCUCCAUUGUCGUCCCAGGGUUCGACCCAGAGCCAUUCCGGUGCUCCGUUGUGGAACGACGCCGGCACCGCCGCCGAAACCAACACCUCCACCACAGUUAUUACCACUUCCACCACCAUGGGAGCCCCACUCCAACCGCCCUCGCCUUCUCGCGAAUCACCAGCCGAUGUGCCGGACAAUGACAGCUAUCCAGGAACCCAAGACGAAAUUCUUCCUCCCGUUUCUCCCGAAAAUGGUAAUGCCCUCAUCAACUACAGACUUCUCAUUUCGUCCAAGGAGUCGGGAUGUUUAAUUGGCCAAUCGGGACUGGUGAUCAAUUCAAUCCGUCAAGAAACCGAUACCAAGGCCGGAAUCUCCAAACUUCUUGCGCACACCCAAGAGCGAAUUUUGACGGUGUCAGGAACAUUGGACAAUUGCUCAAAAGCUAUCAGCUACUUUUCCCAAGCUCUCAUUGAGGCUCAGCAGCAUGAGGCGGACGCUGCGUCGACUGCCAGCGCCGGCCCAAUGCCACUGUCGGUGGAAGAGUACCCCCAUUUCCCGCUCCGCCAAUUGAGCAUCCACAAAAACAUCGCUGGCCACUCCACCGUGCUCCGGUUACUUAUUCCCAACAGCCAGAUGGGUACGAUUAUUGGCGCCAAAGGAGCUAGGAUUCAAAGAAUCCAGCAGGUGUUUGGCGUACUGAUGAUAGCUCUGAAGCUGUUUUUGCCCGGGUCCAACGAGAGAUUGGUUGAAUUACAGGGAAGUGUUCCUGAGUUGUACGCGGCACUUCGCGUAAUCAGUCGAUGUCUUAUUGAGGAUUUUGGCGGUGUGGUUGGCACCAGCUACUACGUGCCGCGGCCGCGGCGACCAGACGUACCAGUGGUGGCGCCGCUCCCCGUGUCCGCCCCUGCUGCCCCUGGGACGGGUCCUGCCCUGGACCUGUCGUCGAGCCCGGCGCGCCUCGUCACCACCUCCAUGGCAUUUUCCAAAGAUAUUGUGGGAGCUCUCAUUGGCAAGAGCGGUUCAAGAAUUCAGGGUGUUCGUAAGAUUCUGGGGGCUAUUAUUGGAAUUUCCGACGAGCUCGAGGGCCUGUCGGAGCGAAUUUUCACCAUCUCUGGCUCCACAUAUGCGGUAGAUAAGGCCAAAGCCCUUUUGAAACAUAAUUUGGAGAGAGAACAGCAACGACGUGAAGGUGUACGGAGAUAG
This is a messenger RNA of Yamadazyma tenuis ATCC 10573, 1227 nucleotides long. RefSeq lists its product as uncharacterized. Lineage: Eukaryota; Fungi; Ascomycota; Pichiomycetes; Serinales; Debaryomycetaceae. Gene Ontology annotation, biological process: regulation of gene expression. The record is from RefSeq and is a predicted model, not a curated record. Gene Ontology annotation, molecular function: mRNA binding. Gene Ontology annotation, cellular component: cytoplasm; nucleus.